AUGAAAAUGCUGGAUACGUUAACGCAGAAAGUCAACGAGACGCACAACGAAAUACUUCAGGUACAAGAUCAAGUUGUCCAAGCCUUACGCUCCUUCUACGCAUCGUCGUCGAGACUUUCUGCUGAUGCAGCUGCUGAGAUCGCGGCAAAAUGGGGCCCACCGCACGCUUUUUCUACAAAAGUUAAUGGCGCUGAUGCAUCCGACCUCCAAGAUACGAUGCAACGUUUAAAUGUAGCCAUAUUGGACGCUGUCGACCGGUUGCAGUUGGACGAAGCCGCCGAGAUUGCACCCGAGGCACAACUGAUGCUUUCUUGGAUGAAUCGAGAGCAGCUUAGGAAGCAGUUGCAGCAGUCGCAAAUCAUGUUGAUGGCUAUUGAGCAGUUAAUCACAAUUGAUGGACUUCUACAUGAUGUAGACGAAGCUAUCAACCGCAAAGACUUUGUCACGGCGGCUGAAGGAGUUGUUGAAGGCGAGAAAUUAGUCCAUGAUUUACUAAAGGAAGAGGUGAAGGAGGUAGACAACGUGACGGAUCUAAAACUUAUAAAAGUCGUGGAAUUGCAGCUGCGGAGUAAGAAGAAUCGGUUGCUUCACGAACUUUCGAAAUACUUCGCUUGUACAAUAAAGUUGAAAGAAAAUAUGGUGAAGGUGAUGGCAGAGAUAGAAAUUAAUGAAGUUGAGACAACAAGAGUCAGUGAAGAAGGUCGAAGCUCUGCUUACUGGAAAGCAUGCAAAAUUUUGAAUAUUCUGGCACCAAGGCUAAAAGAUCUUGCCAAGACCUUGUCUCAACAAAUGAUAAAGCCAAUGCUGCAAAUGCCGUGCGGGAUGCUCAAGCAAAUACGUUGUGAAGAUGGAAUUUUGCUCCAAGCUGUGCCUCGAGAUGAUGCGUGCAAUGACGACGAAGUAGCAGAGCUGCAGAGUAAGUAUGCUAACGUGGUGGGCGUGCUUCACUUUGUACACGCCGAAGUAUUUGAGGGGAAUUCUGAGCUGAUGAAUCAGUUCGGAGACGUAUUGUGGAAAAUUCCGGGAAAUUUGGAGGCUCAGCUUCUGCAUAUUUUGCAAGAAGAAAUUCCGCAAGACUUUGCUGCAAUCGAGGCUUUUCGAGAAGUUCUCACGACGGCUAUCACUGGCUUAGAUGAUACGCUGGUGACGCUUGGCUUCUCGGCUUGCACUGAUCAGCUGCGAGGGAUGGUGGACCAGCUCAAUCAAUUGCACUCGAAAAAACGCCGUCAAGUGAUUCUUGGUAGCGGACGCGAUUUGAUACAUCGAGGCUAUGUUAAUUCAGUUAAGGUGAACAACAACUCGGAAAAGUGCAAUCUUACUGCGCCUGCUUAUUCGCGCAGUAAAGGAAAAGACGAUAGCAAGGGAAAUGCUGAGACAAGUACUCUAUUCGUCAAUUUGGCUGUUGAACAUGUUGAUAGUAGCUGCUUCCAAGUCCCUGACUAUCGCGUUAGUGUUUGUGCGCAUGAAAUGGUUGAGUUGGCUCACCAGACGAUUCUUGAGGCUUGCACCGCAAGCGUGUCGAACGCAAAUCUGCUCUUUCAGACAGCUCGCGAUCUGUUCCUUCUGUUUCGCUCGAUUGUUCCUACGCUGUACAAAGUGGAGAUUGCAAACAACGCUCAAACUUGCAUGCUCUAUCAUAACGAUUGUCUAUACAUGACGUACCACAUGGUGGUAAUUGGCUAUCUAUACAAACAGCGGUAUGUUCUGAAGUACCUAAAAUACAUCUUUCACACUGACAUGUUGCCACUGAUCAUUAGGCUUCGAGUGCCAUUUAAUCCGACCGCAACAAUGGUGGAUAUGAUUCCUUCCUUUAGAGACGCCGGUGAAUUUGCGUUGACAUCAUACACCUCAGCUCAAGUUGAAGAGAUUUUGUCCGGCUUGUAUUUGAUACAGUUGCUUGGUGCAAUUGAUUCAGAAUCUGAAUCAAAGCGCGCUGAGAACUUCUUGAAAAGUACGCUUUAUAAGCUCAAUACGAUAAGCUCCUCAUGGCAUGAAGGAAUGCCACUGGCGGUUUACAACAAAGUCAUGUCAAGGAUGCUCGAGCCGCUGGUAAAAAAAAUAAUGGAAGACAUCCUGACUCAAACGAAUAUUUCGGAAUUCACCAAAGUUCACCUCCACCACUUGCUGACGUUGCUGAGGGAGUCUGAAUUACUAUUCGAUUCGCCUGCUCAAGCUAAUAAAUAUGUUCCGGAACUUGAAAAACUAUCGAAACUGACGUUAAUGAUGAUGGAUCCACUCACGACAGUUCGUUAUAAAUUCCAGAGAAGGAGUCUUGAUAUAUUUUCUCCAAGAGAGCUGGCUGCACUUAUAAGGUCUUUAUUUCGCGACUCUCCGGAGAAAACCGAGUUUUUGCAGGAGCUUAAGACUAUGAUGUGA
Plasmopara halstedii is the source of this 2376-nucleotide messenger RNA. RefSeq names its product Centromere/kinetochore protein zw10 involved in mitotic chromosome segregation. The record is from RefSeq and is a predicted model, not a curated record. Bases 1 to 2376 code for a protein of 791 amino acids. NCBI's taxonomy places the organism in Eukaryota, Oomycota, Peronosporomycetes, Peronosporales, Peronosporaceae. Gene Ontology annotation, cellular component: RZZ complex. The transcript is spliced from 9 exons. Gene Ontology annotation, biological process: mitotic spindle assembly checkpoint signaling; endoplasmic reticulum to Golgi vesicle-mediated transport.